Exophiala viscosa is the source of this 3633-nucleotide messenger RNA. Its product is annotated as Nup93/Nic96-domain-containing protein. Lineage: Eukaryota; Fungi; Ascomycota; Eurotiomycetes; Chaetothyriales; Herpotrichiellaceae. Gene Ontology annotation, molecular function: structural constituent of nuclear pore. Gene Ontology annotation, biological process: protein import into nucleus; poly(A)+ mRNA export from nucleus. The transcript has 2 exons. The record is from RefSeq and is a predicted model, not a curated record. The coding region runs from base 67 to 3525 and encodes 1152 amino acids. Gene Ontology annotation, cellular component: nuclear pore.
UUCCAAUUCAGUGAGCGACCCAGAGCUUGGGUGUACUGGUCAACAACCACAUCCGGACCAGACACAAUGUCGCUCUUUGGUCAACCUCCGUCGGGUCAAGGAGCCGCGAACAGCCCUUUCGCUGGCUUGAACUUGAGCACUCCUAGCACAGAUGCGCAGGGCAAGCGGAAAUCAAUCUUCGAUGCCUCCACCUCGCAGCAGCAGACGUCCCAAUCCUUCAGCUUCCCCAGUCUCAAUACCAACACGACCACCACGACAGCAGGCUCCUCUGGAGGACUGUUCAGUCUAGGAGGAGGCCCGGCAAAACCAUCAGCUCCGUCUCUUUCGUUCGGGAACACAACUACCACCACCUCUGCACCAUCGACAGGCUUGUUCGGAAGCACAACCGCAACCUCUGCGCCUUCCACCGGCCUAUUUGGGACAGCCGCUACCUCCGCACCUUCCGCUCCUUCAACAGGGUUGUUUGGAGGGCCAUCCACAACCACUUCCCAGCCUGCACCUAGCACGUCCUUGUUCGGCGCAGGCACAUCGACGGCACAGCCAGCGACCUCCGCCUCUACGUUCGGAAACACCCUCUCUGCAAGCACGGCAGCACUUGGGGCUUCACAGCCUGCAAGUGGUGCUCCUUCUCAAGCUCGAGAUGCUGCAUACUUUAGCAGUCUGUUGGAAAGACAGAAGAAAAAGCCCAGGUUAAAAUCUGAAAACAAUGGACGUGCGUCUCAGUUGUCAGGUCUGAACAUGGACUUGGGGGACUUGGCUCGACGUGCGCAGGAGAUCAGACAGCGUGGCCCGAAACAAGCGGAUGCCUUCACGGACAGUCGUGCGCAUUAUCUACUGGCUGGUUCGGGAAUAGCACCUGGUCAGGCCUACAAGGAUUUCCAAGCCCUUGGUCCUGAUGAUACCGCAUCAAUCUCCAGAAAUGUGGCACAAAGCUUUGCUGAUGAGUCAAGUGCUCACUUGAGAGACCUUCGGACGAAAGGCCGUGAUGCAAUGCUAAGGGAGAGCAUGGAACGUGUCUACAAGGAAGUCGACCACUUCAUCGAAGAAAGCUUGGGUGUCGAUUUUGAAGAGCAGAAGAUGAGAAUCAUGGAACAUUUUGGUCUUGCUCCUCCAGAUGAUGGGGAUGAUCUCGGGAAACCGAAAGGUGGUGGCUUUGGCAGGUCGAGGAAGAGUAAGGAAGGACAGCCUGGAGCAUCCCAGGGGGCAAGAAGCAUUUUCGGUCGUUCUGCGAUGGAGAAGUCCAUGAUUGGGGCGCCCGGCUCUAAUGCAGGAACGACCUCUUUCUUUAAGGGUGAAGGCGCUGGGAUCAGUCUCGGCAGAGGACAAAGCCUACGUGAUCUGCGAGACAAGGAAAAGGCCUUCAUUGAAAAGGUACAACAACUCAACAAUGCGCAGCUGCAGGACGAAAGCUAUCAACUGCUACAGAACUUUGCGGCAGCAGAAAAUGAUACCGCUGGAGAUGGGCCCCGACAACUGAUCGAUGCAUAUCAUGCACUUCGAGAAAUCACAAAAGAAGGAAACUCCCCGAUCAGAGAGCGAGAAUAUGCCCAGGCAUAUUUAGAUGAGAACGAGGGUGCAAGCUACCUGAAAUUGAAGAAGCAGAUCUUGAAGGGUUCUCGAAGCUAUCUGGAGAAGUCCUUCUGGCAAGAAAUGAGGGGCAUGAUCGAAAAGAAUGCUCGGGAAGCCGCUCUAGGCGGACAACCUUCUGUGCUCAAUAUUGUACGCGCAUACAUCCGCAUACGUGCUGCACGUCGCGAUCUGGUGCCUGACGGUGCAGAGCUGCAACAGAUUGGCGGUGAGAACGGCGACUAUUGCUGGGUACUCAUUUUCUAUCUGCUAAGGUGUGGAUUUGUCAAGGAGGCAGCAGACUACGUCAAGAAUGACCCUGCGUUCCAGUCGAUGGACAGACGCAUCAUUUCUUACGUGACAGCCUAUUCGGACAGCCCAGACGGACGAUUACCCAAAGGAGUGCAGAACAUGAUCGACAACGAGUAUCAGAAGCUUACCAAGUUGGCACCCAAGAACACCGUCGACCCUUACAAGAUUGCUUGUUAUAAGGUCAUUGGUCGCUGCGACCUGACGGUGAGAAACCUGGACGCAGUUGGUCAAGGAGUUGAAGACUGGUUAUGGCUUCAAUUCAACCUUGCUCGAGAGACUGGCCGUUCGGAGGAACUGUCGGGCGAGAUCUUUGGUCUGGACCAGCUUCGCGAAACUGUCUCCGAGAUUGGACAGAAGCAUUUUCAAAAGACCCAAACUGAAGCUUCUAGUGCUUAUGGCACUUUUCUCCUGAUGCAGGUGCUUGCGGGCAUGUUUGAGCAAGCAGUCGAGUAUCUGCACAGUUUCAACCCUACCAGUGCUGUGCAUCUUGCGAUUGGUUUGGCCUACUAUGGGCUGUUGAGGGUUGCGGACUUCUCUGUUGCCGGUAAUGAAUUGCUAACCUACUCGACCACACAAUUACCCCAGAUCAACUUUGUCCCGUUAGUGGCCUAUUACACUGCGACAUUCCGAACAGCUCUUCCCGUUGCUGCUGUGGACUACCUUUCCAUGAUCUGCUUGAACUCCGAUUUGCAGCCUACAAGUCUUGGUCUGGUUCAUACCAAUGCUUGCCACGAAUGUUUGAGGGAGCUAUGCCUGGAGACUCGCGAAUUUGCCAAGCUUCUCGGUGAUAUUCGUAGCGAUGGGACCCGGAUCCCUGGCGCCAUCGAAAUUCGUGCAGAAUUGAUCCAUCUGGAUUCGCGAGAGGAGUUUUUGAGGUCUAUCACAAGCCAGUCGGCUGCUAUCGCAGAUCAACGAGGACAGAUUUCUGAUGCUGUGCUGCUUUACCAUCUGUGUGAGGAUUAUGACAACGUGAUUGCUGUCCUGAACAGGGCUCUUGCCGAUGCAGUCACCUUGGAUUUGGGAGAAUCCCCGAUGCAGCUGCAGCCAUUGAAGCCACGACGACCAGAUGGACAAAGCGAGUCAUCAGCCAGUGCUCAGGGUAAUGGUCCACAAUCAUCACUAUCAUUGACACAAUCCACCUCAUCUCCGAUCGAGUUGGCUCAGAAUAUGAUCUCCUUGUACAACGACAACGCAGCCUACUACAAUCGAAUCUCAAGUCCAAAUCGAAAUAAUAUCAGCAUCCUGCUUCAGCUACUGGCUGUGAGAUCGAAUCUGGAAGCUAACCCACCCCGCUUCAUGACAGCUUUGGAGACAUUGAACGACCUCAAUAUCCUGCCACUAAGGGCAAACGGGUCGAUACCUGUUAUUCGCGCCGCAGCUGAUGCAUUCGGCAAUCUUCCGCAGCUUCUCGCACGAUGCGCUGGAGUGAGCGUCGUUUGGGCCGUGCGUGCAAUUGGUGGCGAGAGAGAGAACAUUGUGAGAAGCGGACGAUGGGAGGCAGGGUAUGGAGAUUCAGAUGGCAUGAAAGAUCAGUUGAGCGAAAUGGCGAAGGACUUGAUGGUGUUUGCCGGCUUGGUCAAAUACAAAUUGCCAGGUCGUGUGUAUGAUAUGUUGACCCGCGCUGGCGGCGAUGUUGGUGCGUUUUGAGGACGAUCAUGCGACGAUGGUCUUUGAUCAGCAGAGCUAAACACGAGAAGUCAUGAUUGUAUUGCACACCUGAGUAGUCAGACAAUAGCGAAGCGCCUAGGACAGGGG